Leptinotarsa decemlineata (Colorado potato beetle) is the source of this 556-nucleotide messenger RNA. It is a transcript of the gene RpL28, whose product is annotated as Ribosomal protein L28. Lineage: Eukaryota; Metazoa; Arthropoda; Insecta; Coleoptera; Chrysomelidae. Gene Ontology annotation, molecular function: structural constituent of ribosome. Gene Ontology annotation, cellular component: ribosome. The record is from RefSeq and is a predicted model, not a curated record. Gene Ontology annotation, biological process: translation.
UUUGGUUCGUGAAAUGUCACGUUCUGUGCCUUUAAAACUAGUUUCCUUUUCCGCGAGAGUCCAUUUUGUUUCUCUUUACUAAGUAAGGUUAAGCGAGCCAAAAUGUCGUCACAUUUAGUUUGGGGAAUUAUCCGAAACAAUAACGCCUUUCUAUUGAAGAAAAUGAACAUUUCCAAACCAUUCAGUACGGAACCCAAUAACUUGACAAAUCUCAGUUCCUAUAGAUAUAAUGGAAUCAUCCACAAAAAAUCUGUAGGCAUAGUAGAUGCAGCUGACAAGAAGGGUUUCACAGUUGUUUACAAAAAAGCCAGUAAACAGCGCAAACCCAAACAAAGCACUGUCAAGAGGACAAUGAAAUCUGGUCCCAGGCGAUCCCUCUACAAGUUGAAGCGUCUUUUGAAAGCAAAUAAGUACCGCACAGACCUUACUAAGGCCGCUCUUCGUAGGGCAAGCGCAGUACUUAGGUCACAGAAGCCCCUUCCUGCCAAAAAGACCAAGGCAAAGAAGGAAUAAAUAAAUUUUUGUAAGAUCGAUCAAUAAAAAUUUAAUAAAAAUA